Messenger RNA from Fraxinus pennsylvanica, 1161 nucleotides. The record is from the annotation of a GenBank genome assembly. Lineage: Eukaryota; Viridiplantae; Streptophyta; Magnoliopsida; Lamiales; Oleaceae.
AUGGCGGCUCUACAGUAUCUGGACACCCUGCGGAAUACUCACCCGGAGCUUUCUGAGUGGUACAACACACUUGCAGAUCUGUACCAGCGCAAACUCUGGCACCAGCUCACCGUUAAGCUCGAACAAUUCGUCGCCCUCGCCUUCUUUCAGGCUGGCGAUGCUCUAAUACAGCUUUACCACAAUUUCAUAACUGAGUUUGAGACAAAGAUCAAUCUCCUCAAGCUUGCUCAUUUUGCUGUCAUAGUUUCCCGGCAGUAUUCGGAGAAAGAGGAUGCCAUAAACUAUCUUGAAGGAGUGAUUGAAAAGCUUCGUAAUACAAAAGAGAUGCGCAUAGAGGAGCCUAUUCUUUAUAUAGAGAUGCAGAUUGCUACUUUUAAGCUUGAGCAAGGAGAUCAUAAAGAGUGCAAGAAACUCUUAGAGGAUGGGAAGAGUACACUUGAUAGCAUGACUGACAUUGACCCAUCUGUGUAUGCCAGCUACUACUGGGUUUCAUCUCAACUUCAUAAAUUUCGUCAAGAAUUUGCAGAGUUCUAUAAAAGCGCUCUUCUUUAUUUAGCUUACACUUCUGUGGAGUCUCUGUCAGAAUCAUUUAAGCUGGAAUUGGCAUUUGAUUUGUCCCUAUCAGCAUUGUUGGGGGAAAACAUUUACAACUUUGGAGAACUCCUUGCACAUCCAAUUGUAAAAAGUCUCAUAGGGACUAAGGUAGAAUGGAUAUACUAUAUUCUGGAAGCAUUCAACUCUGGCGACUUGAUUCGUUAUCAAGAAUUGUGCCAGGUUCAUAGGGCUGCUCUGAGUGCCCAACCAGCAUUAGUGCAGAAUGAGAAAAACCUUCUGGAGAAAAUUAACAUUCUGUGCUUGAUGGAGACUAUUUUCAGUCGACCAUCAGAAGAUAGAACUAUUCCAUUAAGUGUCAUUGCUGAACGGACAAAACUUACUGUGGAAGAUGUGGAGUAUCUUCUUAUGAAGAGCCUUUCAGUGCAUCUGAUCGAGGGAAUUAUUGAUCAAGUUGAGGGAACAGUUUAUGUUUCCUGGGUUCAACCAAGAGUAUUGGGGAUUCCCCAGAUCAAGUCAUUGCGUGACCGACUGGACAAUUGGGUGGAUAAAGUUCACACUGCGUUGUUAUCUGUUGAGGCAGAAACCCCUGAUUUAGUCGCAGCAUAA